UGGUAGCUUGCCUGGCAAUUUGUAGGUCCCUAGAAAGUCAAGGAGCCAUGGUAAACGACUUCUAUGGAAGUCAAGGGCCCCAUAGCAGGGGCCCUCGUGAUCAAGGGCCCUCUAAUGGUAUGCCCUGCUCUUCUCUAGGGCCCCCUGGUAGGGGCUCUCAUAACCAGGGCCCUCUAAAAAUAUGCCCCCCUCUUUCCUAGGACCCCUAAUAGCCAGAAGUCGAAGUCAGAGCAGUGCCUCAUCCAUUUUCAUAAGGGGCCCAAAAGCAUGGCUAGGGCCCCCAAAAGCAUGGCUAGGGCCCAAAAGCAUGGCUAGGGCCCCCAAGAGGCCCUGGGGUCAAAGUCCCUAAUAGUCAGAGGAUCCUUAAAAUGGAGGGCCCUCGGAAAUAAAAAAUAUAUUGUAUCAUAAAUGUUGAUAGGCAUUCCAAAAUGUUUUGGGCCCCUGGGCGCUGGCCCCACUGGCCCGGUCAGUAAUCCAGCCAUGGAUGCACUAUGUAUUAACAAAAACAUUUGAAAGGCUUUGCACCCAUUUACCAACACUAUGCAAAAAAGUUUUAUAUUUAUUCAUAUUGUGGUGUUUCUCUGUCUGAGAAAUGAACGAGGUAAUGAAUGGUUGUCCAACUGUAUAUCAACUAAGACCAUUUACCACAAUUUAUUUAACUUUUAUCUUAAUUAAUCUGGCGUCUUUAUAGCCAUGUUGAUGGUUUAAAAUGUUUUGGUUUAUAAAAUUGAAGUGAAAUAACUAGUGUUCAUGUUCCCAGUUCAUUGUGAGUAGACACUAAGCAGCGGUGUUAGGCAAGAUCCUCCGAGUCUCUUUAAAAACUCAAGAACUUACCACAGCGGAAAAUCACGGCCAUACGAGAACUGUCACUCUACAUCGAUUCAGUAAAGAAUAGGACAGUUUAAGUGGAUCGAGCUCUCUGACGACACACCUUUCACAAUAUUUUAGAAGAAACUCUCAGAAGCUAAAGGAGGAUCCAUCUAGGAGCAGUAAAACCCUCAGUGAGAGAGAAGAAACGACCUACAGAAGCUGGACAUGCACGCAGCGCUGCUCGGAAGCCUUUUAUACAGCAGUGCUGUUAUUGUAAUCUAAAAGAGGACUGAAGUUGUGACUGGGUGGCGCCAGACUGGUUUGCGUGGGUAGCAGCAGUAUGCCGGGGUGCGGUGUUGUGUCGGUGCUGCUGUUGCUGUUGGUGAGCUCGGAGGCGCGGGGACAGAGGGGGAACCGCAGACGCUGUGCGGAUUUACCUGAUGAGAUUUUGGAGCAGCGGUUCGGUCGCCUUUCUGUUGGAGUGCUCAGCGCUUUCCAUCACACACUGCAGCUGGCGUCAGAAACCCACAACCUGAGCUGCCCAUCAGGUGGUCGCCCUCAGCCCGACACCAGGUCCCACAUCCCGGUCAACCUACUCAGCCUUUCACCUUGGGCUUACAGAAUAAGCCACGAUGCAGCUCGCUACCCUCGGUUUAUUCCUGAAGCCUACUGCCUGUGUAAGGGCUGCCUGACAGGACCAAGUGGGGAGGAAAGCAAUGAAUACCGAAGUGCUCCUGUGUUUGUCCCUAUGUCUGUGCUGCGGCGCUCAGGCUCAUGUGUUGGGGGCCGCCUUUCCUACACAGAGAGCUAUGAGUCUUUACCAGUGGGCUGUACAUGUGUGUCAGUGUUAAAGAGUGAGAGGAGAACGCCGAGCAAUAACCAGACCUCUAAAGGAGCUGUGGCCAAAUCAAAAAGAGUGAAAAAACCUAAAAACUAGAAUUCAGAUGCACUAUGUAUUAACAAAAACAUUUGCAAGGCUUUGCACCCAUUUACCAACA
This is a messenger RNA of Trichomycterus rosablanca, 1808 nucleotides long. It is a transcript of the gene il17d, whose product is annotated as interleukin 17d. Gene Ontology annotation, cellular component: extracellular region. The coding region runs from base 1151 to 1747 and encodes 198 amino acids. Lineage: Eukaryota; Metazoa; Chordata; Actinopteri; Siluriformes; Trichomycteridae. Gene Ontology annotation, molecular function: cytokine activity. Gene Ontology annotation, biological process: inflammatory response. The record is from RefSeq and is a predicted model, not a curated record. The transcript is spliced from 2 exons.